AUGUCCUCGCCUCCAACGUCCUUCUAUCUCAUCACCUGCGUCGCGGUGGCUUCGAUCUCGGCCUUGCAGUUCGGCUACCAUAGCGGCGUCAUCAACCAACCACGAGAGGCCAUGACCAACUGCAGCAUCGUGGAUGAGCGCUGGCCUCGAGACUGCGUGCCCAUGAGUGACUGGCAGUGGGGUGCCUUUGUGUCGAUCUUUCUGCUGGGCGGCGUCUUUGGCGGCCUCUCGGGUGGUCAUCUAGCCUCGAUGCUGGGACGGCGUAGCUCGCUACUCUACACCAACAUCCAUUUCCUGCUGGGUGCAGCGCUCUUGUCGUUCGGCACCAGUUUUGCGGUCCUAUGUCUCGGCCGCUUGUUCAUCGGCAUCGGUGCCGGCACAGGAACGGUGGUGCUGCCGCUCUACAUUUCCGAAAUCAGUCCGGCUGCUCGGCGAGGACUCUUUGGCGGCGUGAACCAGCUGUCGAUCGUUCUCGGUGUCUUGGUCUCCCAGAUCAUGGGCUACUCACUUUCCCGUCCGGCAACCUGGAGAAUACUGUUCAUGUUCACGGCGGUCCCGUGCAUCAUUCAGCUCUGGUUGCUGAGAUACUGCGUCGAGAGCCCCAGAUGGCUUGUGUCCCAGGGCGACCGAAUCGGAGCCAGGAAAGCCCUUCAAACACUCCGCGGUUGCGUCGACGUCGACGAUGAGCUCACGGAGCUGCUCGCCGUCUUCAACCAACUCGACGAUGAGUUCGACGUUGGCUCCAGCGGCUCGCUCGAGCCACACUCUCCCUUGAUCUCGCAAGAGUCGAUCGUUCCCCUGUCGACUGUCGAGCUCUUCCAGACGCCCUCUUUGGUCCGCCCGCUGGCCGUGGCCUUUGGCCUGCAAGUGGCCCAGCAAUUCAGCGGCAUCAACGCAGCCAUAUACUACUCGACGACCAUCUUCCAGCAAAGCUUCGACCCCGAGACAGCGAUUCGCCUCACCACUUUUGUCAGCGUCAUCAAUCUGGUGGGAACGCUGGCUUCGACCAUGGUCAUCGACCGCAUGGGCAGGAAGUACAUGCUGCUUCUGUCUCUUCUGUCCAUGUCGCUGUUUGCCUUUGGCAUCGUGAUCGCCUUCCAGUUUGAUCUUUCGCCGCUGCUCAUGGCCGUCUUCUUGAUGUGCUUUGUCGGCGGCUUUUCGAUGGGCCUGGGUGCGAUUCCCUGGUUGAUUGUCCCUGAGCUCCUGCCCCAAGCCGCGAUCGGCUCCGCAUCGUCGAUCUGCACCGCCCUCAACUGGACCUCGAACCUCAUCCUGGCCUUCUUUUUGCCUGCCGCGAUUGCCAUUGCCGGCUACUACGUGUUCCUGUUCUUCUCGAUGGCCCUCCUUGCCUUUGCCAUCUUCACCCAGCUACUCAUGCCGGAAACCAAGGGGAAGACCCCUGAGGAGGUGGCCGAUUCCCUCGACGAUUUGUAA
This is a messenger RNA of Polychytrium aggregatum, 1434 nucleotides long. Its product is annotated as general substrate transporter. Gene Ontology annotation, biological process: monosaccharide transmembrane transport. Gene Ontology annotation, molecular function: hexose transmembrane transporter activity. The transcript has 9 exons. NCBI's taxonomy places the organism in Eukaryota, Fungi, Chytridiomycota, Chytridiomycetes, Polychytriales. Gene Ontology annotation, cellular component: membrane. Bases 1 to 1434 code for a protein of 477 amino acids. The record is from RefSeq and is a predicted model, not a curated record.